UUAUAGGACAGGAAUGACCGGAAACACAUAAGACACAAUAACAACAACACACGGGCCUAUGUCUAACUAGCUACACGAAAUCGAAGUGAAAUUGCAUAGAUAAUCUAACAAUAGCAACAUUUUAUGUUACUUUACUCAACUUUUUAACGAAACGAAACACUGAUAAGACAGCGUAAGGAGUCAGUAUGUUCAGUUUUUUCGGACAUCGUAAUAAAGACUCUUCCAAGAAGUCAUCGUCAGAGGAGGAUACAGAUGGGUUCGUGAUAAUCGGAGAAACUGUUGAGGAACAAAGGCAGAAGAUCCAAAACGUGAACAUCAGCAAACCAUCAUGUAACGUCAUUGUGCAACCAUCAAAGUCUUCCAGUGCGACACCUUCCCAGGCCCACCACUCUCCAGCCCCCGCUCCACCUUCCAUGAUCGCCCCAUCACCAGGGCCCAUGUGGAAGCCCCCUGCGCCCAUCGUGGAGGCCCCACCGUCUCUCCCAGAGCUACUAGGAGAUGUCCCGUUCACCCUGGCCCCCCAUGUCCUGGCCAUGCAGACAGGGGGUCCCGGGUUCCCCCUCUUUUCUGAGAUGCUGAUGUCCCCCCGAGACAUCAACCACAAUCUGGCCUCCUUCACUUAUGACUUCACCCUGGAGAACUCUGUGCUCUGUGACCAUUGACCUGUCUACUUUCUGACUGUAUGACCUCUGACCUUUUUGAUCUGUCAACCUCUCCUCCAAUACCAACCCUUUGUCAACCCUGGGUCGUGAUCAUUGGUCAGCAAACAGAAGAAAACGUACUGAAACAGGGCAGGACAACCUGGGCUUGCCUAGUAAGAAAGGCACAUUUUUGUUUAGAGUUUAGCUACAUGUGCUCUACUGAACACAACCUUGGACUGUCUUGUCUCGUUACCACUCAGGUUUAGUUUCAGUUCCAUGGGGCUCUGUCUGAGAAUGGCAGUACUAUAAUUAAUAAUAAACCUGGUUCUGGUGAUGAUCAGCAUUAGGUGGGGUCAAAACUGCACCUGCCUGCAGUGAUGUAGGUACAAACAGUAUGUAGGUAGAUGGGUACACAGAGUUCUACCUUUUUAAGAUUGCGGACUAGGAAUACUAGUUAAGCAUGUUAAUCACUUGCUGAUGCAUGUCAUAGUAGUGCUGGUUCACUGUUUUAAGUGUGUGUGUGUCAGAAGAGCGUUAGCUUCAUGUCUGAUGAUAGGAAUGCUUGAACAUAGCUGAGGCUUGCAUUGAAGAACAGAGUCAGGGUCUAGAAUCACCUGCUGUUGUUGUUGGUUUAGGAAUCACUGAUUUACCUUUUGGGUUUGCACUAAUGUACGUACCAGACAGAUUUCAAAUCGAAUCUUAGGAAGGAAAUUACUUCUUUAUCUGGUUACGUUUUUUACCCUGGUGUCCUCACCUUUGCCAAUGAAGACAUUUCCAAAAAAGUUUGUGUAGCAUAAGCAUUUCUACAAUGGAACUUUGUAGCUUUUUGAUAAUGUAUUUAAAAUGUAAGAAUAUAUAUCCCCUAAUUUUCAACAGUUAUUAUCAGGAGUGGCGUUCUCUUUUGAUCAUCUUCAGCAUGGUAUCAUCAUGUGUUGUAACCUCCCAAACAUUGUAUUUGCUAUUUAUUCUGUUUUAGUCUGUUUUUUUAACAGACCAAGUUUCCUCCAGUUCUCAUGGCACAGUUCAGAUUUGACAGUGUUUCAAGGAAUCCUGUAAUAUACAGUGCCUUCGGAAAGCAUUCAGCCGUCCUUGAUUUUUUUCCCCCCACAUUUUGUUACGUUACAGCCUUAUUCUAAGAUGGA
Molecule: messenger RNA, 1783 nt
Organism: Salvelinus namaycush (lake trout)
Lineage: Eukaryota; Metazoa; Chordata; Actinopteri; Salmoniformes; Salmonidae
Product: UBAP1-MVB12-associated (UMA)-domain containing protein 1-like
Exons: 4
Coding region: 186-662 (158 amino acids)
Source: RefSeq, a predicted model, not a curated record